CUACUAAAGUCACACACUCUCUCUCUAGAAGUAGUUGUAGACAGAGAAACAGAAAACCUCUCCACCGUACUUCACCCAAAACCCACAACACUCUUUCUCUCACACCAAUGGCGUCUCCGCAACCACUGAAACUACUCCUCCUCCUCUGCUUCACGGUCGUCGCGUUCAAUUGCAUUUCACAUGGUCAAGGAGGUGAGGUCGAGGAGACCAGCAUACACCUCAUGACGGAGGCUCUGGAGUGGCCGUCGUUGACAUCGAUGUCUCUCUACGACGACGACGAAGGAGACAUGGAGGAGGGUCGUCGAUCACUGUUCUGGCGUGCAUUGCGGCACUACUACAUUUCGUACGGAGCUCUGUCGGCCAAUAGAAUCCCAUGCCCACCGCGCUCAGGUAGGUCCUACUACACCCACAACUGUUAUAGAGCCAGAGGCCCUGUUCAUCCCUACACUAGAGGAUGCUCUGCAAUCACUCGUUGCAGGAGGUGAUUUCUCCUGGCUUAGCUUGCUAGGGUUUAAUUAAUUGCAAUUCUAUAUGCUGUAUACAUUGUUUUCUAUUAAUUAGUUGGAUUUGUGUGUUUGUUUAAUGGGUUGUUGGUUGUGAUAAUUAAACCCCUUGCAGAUCUGUGUUAGUGUAGUUUGAGUUAGGCAAGGCAUUUACUCUUUGAUGUUGUGUCACUAUUCUUGUAUCGGUAUACUUAUAUCUAUCUGUGUUGACAAUUGAGUUUAUAUAGACUUGUAUUAAUGUGAAUUGUGUUUGGUUCUUGAGAAA
Messenger RNA from Cornus florida, 768 nucleotides. Its product is annotated as protein RALF-like 34. The coding region runs from base 108 to 485 and encodes 125 amino acids. The transcript has a single exon. The record is from RefSeq and is a predicted model, not a curated record. Lineage: Eukaryota; Viridiplantae; Streptophyta; Magnoliopsida; Cornales; Cornaceae.